Messenger RNA from Culicoides brevitarsis, 1696 nucleotides. RefSeq lists its product as uncharacterized. NCBI's taxonomy places the organism in Eukaryota, Metazoa, Arthropoda, Insecta, Diptera, Ceratopogonidae. The transcript is spliced from 2 exons. The record is from RefSeq and is a predicted model, not a curated record. The coding region runs from base 227 to 1618 and encodes 463 amino acids.
UUCACGUAAACAAGUAUCAUCGCAACAAAAAUUACAAGAGAAAAAAAAACAUUGAACUCGGUCGUUCGGAUCGUCAUUACGAAAAAAAAUUACAUUUUAAUCAGUGUCUAACAAAUAAAAAUAUAACUUGAUAAGAUAUUAAAAAGAAAUUAAGAGAAAGUAUCGCCAGAUUUGACGAGUGAUAAAGAGAAAAUCUGACCAAAAAAAGAAAAUAAAAGUAAAAAAAAUGUUAAAGUUCAUAGAGCGUGAUUUCAUAAAAGUCGCAUUAAUUUGCGUCUUGUGUCUGACGGCACUCACAGACGCCCGCAAAGCAGCUGGCGCGAAACGAGGUGGCAGCAGCGGCUCAAAAUACGGCGGUUCACGCGUUUCAAAGCCCCAAACUCAAUCACAACCGCCAAAAUACGCAAAUCCCAACAUUGCUUCACUAAGUUACUCCCCAAGUCAACAAGCGGCACCCAUGAAACCAUCAGCGCCUGUCGCUCCCGUUCAUUCAGCGUCUCCCGAUCAUUCCAAACCCAUCGGAUGGAAUGUUGGGCAUGAAUCACCUGCAGCUGCUGUCAACAAGCCUCCCGUCAAUUCAGCUCCGUAUCCCACAAAUAAUCAAUUUAAUCAUCAAGCUCCCCCUCCAAGUUACUCCCAAUACCCGAAUCAGCAUGGAAAUAUGAACGGACCUCCACCCCCAUAUUCAGCUCAACCUCAACCCGGCUUGCAAUCGAGAUUUAACGAAGCCCCGCCCGCCUACAGUCCCGUUGGGCAUCAACCAAAUCCCGGAUAUCCCGUUCAGCAACCCGGUUUGGGACAACCAGGCUACCCGCAACAACCAGGAUUCGGAUAUCCGGCACCUGGCGGGUACCCCCAACAACAACCGGGCUUCGCGCCAGGCGGUCAAGCACCAACUAUCGUCAAUAAUUACCAUCAAACAGCUCCUCAGGGUGGAAAUGGCGGCGGAAGUGGCUUAACAAAUGCACUUUUACUCGGUUCCGUUGGUCUCGGUGCUUACAACGCCUUCAAACCAUCCGGCGAGAAAACCGUCAUCAUCAAUAAUACCGUCGUACAACAAGUUCCCGCUGAAAAUUCCACAGAAAUGGCCUCAAAUAUGUCUUCACCUGCAGUUGAAACCACUCCCGUUCCCUUGGCAGCUUACCCAUCAAGUCCCGUUCCCGCUGGUUCGGCCUCCGAAAUGGUCCCUCUUGCUCCGAUGCCAUCGCCAACUGUCAUGCCAGCAACUUCUGACGCUCCUGCAGCUACAAAUACUGAAAUGCCAUCAUCAGCUUCGUCUCCAGCAGCUAUGAUGCCUUCAUCUCCCGAACCAGCACAACCCGCAAGUGAUGUCACGGUAAGUCAAUUAACGGCAAGCAGCUUGGCGCCACUCACAACCUUCGCUGCGAUGGCAAAUGACGCCGAAACAAACAAAACUGUCGAAGUCCCGGCGAUGCCGCCAAUUAUGGUACCCACGAUAUCGUCAAAAAUGGACCAAGAACCCAGCACAAGUACAGAACGAGCGAUGGCAAAUGCCUUAAACACGGACAAGAAACUCGAUAGUGGCAGCAACGGCGUCAGGACGUCAAUUUUAACGGUGAUCGCAUUGCCAUUGGCCAUCUGGAUGAGCAUUCACUAAAAAAUAAAAAGCCACGAUUCCUUUAAAAAAAAAUUUUUUUCGUAGGAAACUGCAUCAGGGUUGUGUAAAAGUCAAAAA